This is a messenger RNA of Triplophysa rosa, 2710 nucleotides long. RefSeq names its product mahogunin, ring finger 1a (gene mgrn1a). The coding region runs from base 327 to 1997 and encodes 556 amino acids. The record is from RefSeq and is a predicted model, not a curated record. Gene Ontology annotation, molecular function: ubiquitin protein ligase activity. Lineage: Eukaryota; Metazoa; Chordata; Actinopteri; Cypriniformes; Nemacheilidae. Gene Ontology annotation, cellular component: cytoplasm; early endosome; plasma membrane. The transcript has 16 exons. Gene Ontology annotation, biological process: negative regulation of G protein-coupled receptor signaling pathway; protein ubiquitination; endosome to lysosome transport.
AGCAUCCUUUGCACUCCCGUCUCGCGAGAAUAUGGGUUACUCAGAAGGGAGUCUUUUCAAAUAGUCUUGUUUGUUUUUAUUUUGUUCACGAAUCGUUUCCUUCGUUUAUUCGACUUGCGAGUUGACAUAAGUCAAUCUUUCUUUUACCAGGACCUAACACGUCGAUUUAAAAGUAAAUCCCUUGAUCUCCGUAGUUUUUUAUCGUCAGAGAAUGGGAACGUAUCCAUAGCAGAGGAGGAAACGAACGUUAUCCAGCUAACGUUAACUGUAACGCUAACCAAACAAACCUUAUUUUAACAACAUAUAACAGAUAUUAACCUCAAAACAUGGGUUCAGUACUUAGCCGGAGAAUUGCUGGAGUUGAAGACAUCGAUAUUCAAGCCAAUUCGGCGUACAGAUACCCUCCAAAAUCAGGAAAUUAUUUUACCAGUCAUUUUUUCAUGGGAGGAGAAAAGUUUGACACUCCACAUCCCGAAGGAUACCUUUUUGGUGAAAAUAUGGAUCUAAAUUUCCUAGGCAACAGACCUGUGCAGUUUCCCUAUGUGACCCCUGCCCCGCAUGACCCUGUGAAGACACUGAGGAGUUUGGUGAACAUUAGGAAGGAUUCUUUAAGACUCGUCAGGUAUAAGGAUGAUUCUGACAGCACCCCCGAGGACACGGGAGAUCCCCGAGUUCUUUACAGUGUUGAGUUCUGCUUUGAUACUGAUGCCAGAGUGGCUAUUACACUGUACUGUCAGGCCUUUGAGGAGUUUACCAAUGGGAUGGCAAUAUACACCCCCAAGAGUCCUUCUAUGGUGUCUGAAACGGUCCAUUAUAAAAGAGGUAUAAAUCAACAAUUUUCUCUGCCGUCCUUCAAGAUGGAUUUCACCAAAUGGAAAUCUGAGGAGCUAAACUUUGAUCUGGACAGAGGUGUUUUCCCUUUGGUGGUCCAGGCAAUAGUGGAUGAUGGUGAUGUUACAGAUGUCACGGGUCAUGCACAUGUUCUCUUGGCAGCUUUUGAAAGGCACGUUGAUGGAAGUUUCUCAGUGAAACCCUUAAAACAGAAGCAAAUAGUGGAUCGUGUGAGCUAUCUGCUACAGGAGAUUUACGGCAUUGAAAACAGGAACAAUCAGGACACAAAGUCCACAGAGGAUGAGAACAGUGACAACAGCAGCGAGUGUGUGGUCUGUUUAUCAGACAUGCGUGACACACUCAUUCUUCCCUGCAGGCACCUGUGUCUGUGCAAUGCCUGUGCUGACACACUGCGUUACCAGGCCAACAACUGCCCUAUCUGCAGACUCCCGUUCAGGGCACUGCUCCAGAUCCGAGCUGUUAGGAAGAAGACAGCAGCCACUCUCUCCCCUGUCUCCUUCAGCCCAAUUCUGUCGCAGAGCUCUGACCAUACUGAACACUCGAAUGCUGACAACAUCCCCCCUGGUUAUGAGCCCAUCUCCCUUCUGGAGGCCCUGAAUGGGGUGCAGCCUGUGUCCCCUACAAUCCCAUCAGCACCUCUGUAUGAGGAGAUCCAGUAUUCUGGAGACAUGGGAGAUCCGCUCAACCUGACCAGCCGGCAGCAGGGCGGAGACACUGCAUCAAUUAAGAGCAAAGGAAGCAAGUCACCUGAUGGGUCUGCACGUUCUCCAUCAUCACCCAUACAAGAGGAAGAAGAUGAAGAGAGGUUGUCAGAGCUCUCUGAUGCCCAGCCACGGGCUGUCCUGUCCUGCAGUCUCACUCCCACUGAGGCAUCACUAGAGGGUGGCUCCGCCAAACCUGGUUUCCCAAAUUCAGGUUCAGAGAGCAGAUCGUUGGGUGCGUCAGUGAGUGAAAUCCUACAGGACUGCCACAGCGAGCGCAGCAGUCUGAGCCGUACAGAAAGUGACCCCUCAGCAGAUCUGGCCCUGCCUGGGUCAUCUGGCUCCAUUGAAAGCCUGAAGAGUCAGAGCACCAGCAGCUCCAGUCAACCUCUGCUCUGCCUCCCCAGCACCCUGCACAUGGAAGAUGAACGUCUCACACCAUAAUGACCAAGACACUUUCGUUCUACGUUCAAUCAAUUUCCAACCCAGCAAAUUCAAUGUUUAAUGAUAGCUGCAUUAUCUCCAGGGCAUAUUUAAGACUCAAAUCAAGAACCAUAAUCAUAGUAAAGUCCCAUGCUGAAGUGUCCAAAACAUUUCUAUGUGAAGUAGACAACUGUAACAAACACUACACGCAUAUUUAUCACAUUAGCUUUAAGAAAACUUCAUGAAAGAUAUUCAUAAGAGUGAAAUACCGUUUACCUUGACAGUAUAGCAUCUAAUGGUUCAAAUUUAUUUCUGCUUCACGGUGUUUUAUGACUGUCCUGGGUAUUUUUAUCGUUUGUAUAAUCAGCAAAUGAACACUAAGUGCAUCAGAUUGCGUUCUGAUGCAGACACUGUAUAAUCAUAUACUUAUCCAGCAUAAAGUAAUCAUGUACGUCUGUAUCUUAUAUAUUUGUUCUGUGCCUUACAGUAAUGUGUGGCUUUUCCUAACUUCUUUCCUUUGAAACGUACAUAAUGGAAAACUGUAGCACUUCUUCAAGCUUUAAUGAGUAGUUUAUGGGAUUUGCCAUCAUUUACAAAGAUAUAUCUGAUGCUUUUUAGUGAAUUCACUGCUGCUUAUCUAUGUCAGGCACCUUAAAGUGUUGUAUAUUUGUACUUAGUUAAGUCAUUUUAUCAUAAAGUGUUGUGCACUAAUGUCAAUCACUGUGGUCAUUUCU